ACAAUCCAGUCGGCGUUUGAGAUUUCCAGAGUUCUGUAGUAGCUGCACAUUAUUUGAAGUCGACUGAUAAGUAACUUACAAGAAGCCUUCAAAGAGGCUUCAAUCACUAUAAUGGGCGCUUGUAUAAGUAGAAAGUCAUCGGAGAAAGAGGGCCGCCCAGCCCGCUAUUCUGCAACUUGAAUUGUUUGAGACUUCACCAUACACUCUAUGUACGCUGCAGGUUGCUUGCGGAGGGUCUCUCUAUGUUCUCAUAGUCAAACUACUCUAACACGAACCCGUUUACCUGGCCGUGAUAUCACCCGAUUUUCAAUUAUACGACAUGCUGCGUCGACCGCUCAUUUGCAACGCCGUCCUCAGGAGGAACCCGUAGACGUAGAGGAACAAUCGCCAGAGGCCUCGAGAUAUGGAACCUCGCCUUCCAAGGCACAGAGUCAUGAAAAUAUUCGCUCGUCGGAUCCAGGGGAACUUGUACAGGAUCCUGACGCAUGGAUGGCGCAAGGUCUCCAGGCAAUCCAGACAACCCAGACAAUGAGUCCGAGAGAGAGGCGGAGGCAGCUACUUGGAAAGCCACUACCGCAUUCUUCAAACUGGUAUGAACCUGAGUCAAGCCCGUCGAAAUAUGACGGAUCUCCGUUCAGAAGGGAAGACUAUUUGGAACACCCGCUUCAACAAAUACCUGAAAAGCCCAAAUACCCUUGUCCUCAUUUAUCUGAUGAAGAAGUCGAGACCUAUCUGUUCCCGCUGUAUGCUCGACUAUGGUCUAUUACUCAGUGUGACAUCGAGUGGAACGGUGCUCUGCGAAAACCGCUCAUGCUCUCCAAGACCAUGGUGUUUCCAAGCUUCACCGCCGCUAUGGGUUUUGCGAAGGAUCUCGUCCAUAAGAUAGAGGCAGAAGAGCAUCAUCCGAGACUAACUAUUGAUAACAACCGUGUCACCGUUAGUACACAUACACAUUCAGCCAUUAUCCCAGGCAUUUCUCCCGAUGACAAGACGUCGCCAUACCGGAAAUUCCCAGGUGUCACGCUACGUGAUGUGCGACUAGCCAUUGAAAUUGAACUUAUCUACGAACGACAUAUCUUCAUGGAUAGUUCGAUCGCUGCAGUUGCCAUUCCAUCAGGUCGAUAUCCUGCAUCUCUGCAUGAUAUAUCUGGCUAUCGCAUUCCGUCUCCCACAAGCAGCUACCCAGGUGAAGAAGACGACGCUGUUCCAUCGGAGGUAGAACACGGCCUCGCCACCGUCCCGCUUCAUACCUUCGUCGAUGCUGCACAAUCCCACAUAUCGGAACUUCCAUUAGACACCGGCAAAUGGGAGUACAGAGUAUGGGCGGGGGAGGUUAUCGAGAAACCACUUGGCAAAUUAAAGUGUCAGGCCUGUGGUGGCAAGCACGCUCUGCCAAAUUGUCCUGUCCGCCAUACGAUUCCACCACCUGGACCCUGCACACUUUGCGAUGGUGAUCAUUGGCUGGUUGAUUGUAUGCUUUACGAGAGAGGGAAGCCGAAGAAGUCCAUCUGGUAGUCCUGCUUGCGACUCAAUGAACCUAGGCUCUCCCAAGCCUCUUUCUAGGAUGUGUCGUCGAGAUAAUUGGCGCGCAAACCAUAGGCCACGGUCUUAAUGCUAAUCACCGUUCACUCCGUAUGGGAUGUAUUUUUCUCUUGGAGAUGAAGCUGCAUCGUAUACACUGUACGAUAUUAUGAGAACAUAACACGACCUCGUCCACCUACCCUACUCAUGCUCAAAUCAAACCGGUAUGAAAACUUUACAGUGAAACUAUUUAAAAUACAUUACUGGCGGGAUCAGAUCAUAUACUUUAGUAGGUUGACACUGUUUGCUGUGACUGAUAGAGUGAUAACUGCAAAGAAAGCUGCUCCUUCACGAGUUAAUCCGUCAUCUGUAUUCC
Messenger RNA from Somion occarium, 1897 nucleotides. The record is from the annotation of a GenBank genome assembly. NCBI's taxonomy places the organism in Eukaryota, Fungi, Basidiomycota, Agaricomycetes, Polyporales, Cerrenaceae.